GGUGUGUGUGUGUGUGUUUGUUGCUAACCUGUAUGUGUGUUUGUUGCUAACCUGUAUGUGUGUUUGUUCCUAACAUGUGUGUGUGUUUGUUGCUAACGCGUGUCCUCGUCCUGAUACCAGGCUGGAGCAGGCCCAGUAUGUGGUUGUUGCUAUGACACCAGGCUGGAGCAGGCCCAGUAUGUGGUUGUUGCUAUGAUACCAGACUGUUGCUAUGACACCAGGCUGUUGCUAUGAUACCAGGCUGUUGCUAUGAUACCAGGCUGGAGCAGGCCCAGUAUGUGGUUGUUGCUAUGAUACCAGGCUGUUGCUAUGAUACCAGGCUGGAGCAGGCCCAGUAUGUGGUUGUUGCUAUGAUACCAGGCUGGAGCAGGCCCAGUAUGUGGUUGUUGCUAUGAUACCAGGCUGUUGCUAUGACACCAGGCUGGAGCAGGCCCAGUAUGUGGUUGUUGCUAUGAUACCAGGCUGUUGCUAUGACACCAGGCUGGAGCAGGCCCAGUAUGUGGUUGUUGCUAUGAUACCCGGCUGUUGCUAUGACACCAGGCUGGAGCAGGCCCAGUAUGUGGUUGUUGCUAUGAUACCAGGCUGUUGCUAUGACACCAGGCUGGAGCAGGCCCAGUAUGUGGUUGUUGCUAUGAUACCAGGCUGUUGCUAUGACACCAGGCUGGAGCAGGCCCAGUAUGUGGUUGUUGCUAUGAUACCCGGCUGUUGCUAUGACACCAGGCUGGAGCAGGCCCAGUAUGUGGUUGUUGCUAUGAUACCAGGCUGUUGCUAUGACACCAGGCUGGAGCAGGCCCAGUAUGUGGUUGUUGCUAUGAUACCAGGCUGUUGCUAUGACACCAGGCUGGAGCAGGCCCAGUAUGUGGUUGUUGCUAUGAUACCCGGCUGUUGCUAUGACACCAGGCUGGAGCAGGCCCAGUAUGUGGUUGUUGCUAUGAUACCAGGCUGUUGCUAUGACACCAGGCUGGAGCAGGCCCAGUAUGUGGUUGUUGCUAUGAUACCAGGCUGUUGCUAUGACACCAGGCUGGAGCAGGCCCAGUAUGUGGUUGUUGCUAUGACACCAGGCUGUUGCUAUGACACCAGGUUGUUGCUAUGAUACCAGGCUGUUGCUAUGAUACCAGGCUGGAGCAUGCCCAGUAUGUGGUUGUUGCUAUGAUACCAGGCUGUUGCUAUGACACCAGGCUGGAGCAGGCCCAGUAUGUGGUUGUUGCUAUGAUACCAGGCUGUUGCUAUGACACCAGGCUGGAGCAGGCCCAGUAUGUGGUAGUUGCUAUGACACCAGGCUGGAGCAGGCCCAGUAUGUGGUUGUUGCUAUGAUACCAGGCUGUUGCUAU
Molecule: messenger RNA, 1331 nt
Organism: Oncorhynchus mykiss (rainbow trout)
Lineage: Eukaryota; Metazoa; Chordata; Actinopteri; Salmoniformes; Salmonidae
Source: RefSeq, a predicted model, not a curated record